Molecule: messenger RNA, 2873 nt
Organism: Larimichthys crocea (large yellow croaker)
Lineage: Eukaryota; Metazoa; Chordata; Actinopteri; Sciaenidae
Product: fibronectin type III domain-containing protein 7-like
Exons: 14
Coding region: 48-2486 (812 amino acids)
Molecular function (GO): protein binding
Source: RefSeq, a predicted model, not a curated record
AGAGUCAGAAACAGUGAAAGGAGUGUUUUAAGAGAAGGACGCCAAGAAUGGGGACUAUGAAGUGGCUGGUGAUCUUUGUCUUGAUGGGCAUAAGCUCACAGGCUACAGCUAUGACAGCAACCGUGUUCGCAUCAACAUCUAAUAUGGUGUUUUUCCAAUGGACCGGGGUCACUGGAGCCACCUCAUACGAGGUCACUGUCACACUCAAAAGCUCACCAAGCAACCGCAUUGCUUUUGCCACAUACAGUCAAUACACAGUGAUGGGAUCUAUCAGUUCAUUGUCCCCAGGGAUCUUGUAUGAAUUCACAGUUAAUGCUCUGGGUGAUUCCGGAAAUGUUCUGAGCACAGCAUCUUUUGACUCAGCCACAGCCCCUAACACGAUGGAUCCCAUUCAGGAUGUGAAGGCAAUGGAUAGCAAAACUUUGAUGGCGAGUUUCAGCUUGCAGGCCGACGCAACUAGUUACAUCAUACGAAUCCAGAAUGCCAAUGGCUUCUACAGAGAAGACACAGUGUCUAUGUCACCUGCUGAGAUUAGGUCACUCACGCCAUACACUGAGUACACACUCAGCGUUAUUGCUGUGAACAGUGCAGGCCGCAGCCAGCCGUCAUCUCCUGUGACAGCAAAGACAGUUUUGCCUCCUCCCGAGAUCAUUUCCACUUCCUCUCCCAGCAAUGACAGCAUCAUGGUAUCCUGGACACCUGUUGCUCAAGCUGUCCAGUACACCAUGUCCAUAUACAAGUUGGGCUCAAGUCACCAGAUGCACUACAACACCACCAACACCAGUCUAACCGUCUCAGAUCUGGAUGCUGGCUCACUCUAUUUCAUCAAGUGUUACGGCUGGGACCCUGAGGGUCGAAAGGGAGAGAGCAGUCCGUACGUCAACCAGACAACACGACCUCCAACGCCAUCUUCUGUCAGUGUCUCUGUGGUGAUAACUGUCCCCGGACUCUCUGUGUCCUGGGAACCCGAGGUCAAUGCAUCCAUCGAGUACCUUGUACAGAGUAAUAAUAACCUCACGUGUGCCUCCCCAUCCACCUCCUGCAUCCUGUCACCAGUGGCCUGUGGACACGUGUACACCAUCCAGGUCACCGCUUGGAACGAGGCUGGGCCCAGCUACCCAUCCAGCCCUGUGGUGUUCAUCACCUACCCCUGCCCACCAGAGUCUUUGGCUCUUGUGGAGUCAGAAGAUAACUGCACGCUGACAUGGGACACAAUGCCUUAUGCUGAAAGCUAUGAAGCCUUCAUCAAGCGUAGUGACAGCAGCGAGAUACUCUGCAACACAACCGGCAGCAGCUGUACCUUCCAGUGCCUGUGUGGCUACACUUUCCUGAUGUCUGUGUUCGCGGUCAACCAGGCUGGCAGAAGUCCUCAAGGACCAGUUCUCAAUCAUACCAACUUACCUUGUUGUCCGGAGGGUGUAUCUGUCAAAAGCGUGGGCACUGACACUUUGGAGAUCAUGUGGACGGCCUCACGGGGGGCAGAGCUGUACGAGACUCGGGCUGUGGACAGUUCAGAGGUCAUCCUGUGUAACGACACAGCACCGGUGUGCGCCCUCUCUGACCUCACCUGCGACAGUCCCUACAGCGUGAUCGUGGCACCAUGCAAUGACAGGGGCUGCAACCGUACUUGCCAAGCACACACCAAAGACACAGCUCCUUGCCAGCCAAUGGAUCUGAUGCUGAAUCAGAAAAACGUCACCUGUGUCACUGUCAGCUGGACAGCAAGCAACAGGGCUGCUACUUAUAAUGUGAGGGCGUCAGGACCUGACGGCACACGUACUUGCACCACCAGUGGAAACAGCUGUGACAUCACUAACCUUCCCUGUGGCUCAACCUAUGAAGUCACCGCACUUGCAGAAAGUGCAGCCGGUUUGAGUUUACCCAGCUUCUCUCAAUCGCUGGAAACAGUGCCCUGUUGCCCGGUGAAUCUAACAGUGGAACAGGUGACUCAGGCGAUAACCAACGUCUCAUGGUCUCAUGCCAAAGGGGCACAUUCGUUUAUCACCUCUCUGACAUCAAUUCAUGGUCACGCCCGCUGCCACACCCAAGACUACCACUGCCUCAUGGGAUGCAUCACCUGUGGGACCAACUACACUGUUACCAUGAAGGCCUUGAGCCAGAGUGGGCGCUCGUCCAACUGCACCUAUCACGGCUUUUCAUCUAGUGCCUGCUGUCCGUCAGGUGUCAGGCUCUACAGUAGGGAAAAUAACACUAUGCGGGUGUACUGGCGCAGCGGUAGCAGCAGCCACACCUACAUCGCAGAGAUGGUGGGCACCAACAACAACUACAACUGUACUGCAUCUCCUGGAGAGAACAGCUGUGAUAUUGAAAACGUCCAGUGUGGGGAGAGCUAUAAUGUGAUGGUUGCACCACUCACACCCGAGGGCAGCAGAGUCAAUUUCUGCUCCCAAAGACAGUACUCAGUUACCUGCUUAGGGAAUAACAUUGGCACAGUGCUUUACAGAAGCAAGAGAAGUUUGGACUAGCAACACACCAAACACUUCCGUCUUAUUCCGCCUCCUCCACCUGCAUCACCCCUACCCCUGAUGGAAUGAAGCCGUGCUCAUAGCUAAAUAGAAGAAUAACUAUUAACCAAAAAUAAACUAUGCUAUGCUAUGAUACGCUAUACUAUACUAUACUAUGCUAUGCUAUGCUAAAGAUGUGUCAACCUGCCUUUGAAUUAUGUUCAUCUAUCAUGGCCAAACAAAACCAUCAUUGUACCCUUAACAAUCAUGGUAAAGCACUUAAAUAUGAUUUUAAAAAAUAGGGGCAAGUGAACAACAAGAGCACAUGUUAUGUGUGAGGUCACAAAAUCAUGGAUUUGGUAAAUGUAAAAAUGUUUCUCAUGAUAAAACAUUUCACACAACACUUAC